Nothobranchius furzeri (turquoise killifish) is the source of this 756-nucleotide messenger RNA. It is a transcript of the gene imp3, whose product is annotated as IMP U3 small nucleolar ribonucleoprotein 3. Gene Ontology annotation, molecular function: structural constituent of ribosome; snoRNA binding; rRNA binding. The record is from RefSeq and is a predicted model, not a curated record. Gene Ontology annotation, cellular component: small ribosomal subunit; small-subunit processome; Mpp10 complex. Gene Ontology annotation, biological process: rRNA processing; ribosomal small subunit biogenesis. NCBI's taxonomy places the organism in Eukaryota, Metazoa, Chordata, Actinopteri, Cyprinodontiformes, Nothobranchiidae.
CAACCGCCAAUAAAAAUCCAGAAGAAGCCACAGAAGAACACGUGUUUCCGGUUUGAGUAGCUACAGUUGGCAAGCCGCUAAUAAACAGUAGAAAUGGUUCGUAAAUUGAAACACCAUGAGCAGAAGCUGCUGAAGAAGGUGGACUUUAUUAACUGGGAGGUGGACAACAACCUUCACGAGGUCAAGGUGCUGCGGAGGUAUCAUAUCGAGAAGCGGGAGGACUACAUGAAGUACAACAAGCUGAGUCGCAGCAUCAGAAAUCUGGCUCAGAAGAUUCGAGACCUGGAUGAGAAGGAUGGCUUCAGAGCUCAGAGUACGCACCACCUGUUAGAAAAGCUCUACAGCUUGGGCGUCAUCCCCACCAGACAGAACCUGGCCCUGACGGAGAAGGUCACGGUGUCUUCGUUCUGCAGGAGGCGGUUGCCCUGCAUCAUGAUUAACCUCCACAUGGCUCAGAACCUGAAGAUGGCUGUCGGCUUCAUCCAACAAGGACAUGUGCGUGUGGGUCCAGAUGUUGUCACAGACCCAGCUUUUCUAGUCACGAGAAACAUGGAAGACUUUGUCACGUGGGUGGACUCCUCGAAGAUCAAGCAGCAUGUGAUGAAUUAUAACGACGAGAGAGAUGACUUCGAUCUGGUGGCUUAAUCCGGUUGAAGGAAACAUCAGGAAAAACUCCCAUCAGCAGGAAUGCUGAAUAAAUAUCUUUUUAAUAAAACUCUGACAGUGUAAACAAUAAAGGUUGUUGUUGUCACAGUG